This is a messenger RNA of Salvia splendens (bonfire salvia), 654 nucleotides long. Its product is annotated as clavaminate synthase-like protein At3g21360. NCBI's taxonomy places the organism in Eukaryota, Viridiplantae, Streptophyta, Magnoliopsida, Lamiales, Lamiaceae. Bases 1 to 654 code for a protein of 217 amino acids. The transcript has 2 exons. The record is from RefSeq and is a predicted model, not a curated record. Gene Ontology annotation, molecular function: oxidoreductase activity.
AUGCCUACGAACUCCUCAGCCUUCGCCGAAGCGAAGAUCACGGAGCAGAAGAUCCACGGCGGAGUUAUUUUCCCCGCCGUGUUAACUCCUGUUGCCGCUGCGGCCACUUUGACAGUGGCCGUUAAGGAGCAGAGGCCGUGGCUGGACUCGGUUCUCCACAAACACGGGGCGGUUUUGUUCCGUGGAUUUGAGUCGGUAGCCACGGCCACUGACUUCAACGACGUCGUCGAAGCGUUUGGUUACGAGGAGCUGCCGUAUGUCGGCGGCGCCGCCCCCAGGACUAACGUCGUCGGCCGUGUCUUCACCGCUAAUGAAUCGCCGCCGGAUCAGAAAAUCCCUUUCCACCAUGAAAUGGCUCAGGUGCCAAAGUACCCUACAAAGCUGUUUUUCUUCUGCGAAACAGAGCCUGUCUCCGGCGGAGAAACGCCGAUCGUUCCUAGUCACGUCGUAUACGAAAGAAUGAAAGAGAAACACCCGGAGUUCGUGGACAAGUUGGAGAAGCAUGGUGUGAUUUACACACGAGUUCUUGGGGAGGAGGAUGACCCUUCCUCCCCAAUCGGCCGUGGCUGGAAAUCUACAUUUCUGACCGCGAAUAAGGCCGUAGCCGAGGAAAGGUACAAAUCUCUCCAUAUAUUGUUGAUAUCACUCAAGUGA